AAGAUACAGGUUCAUCAAGAACAAUGGCGGACAUCUCAGGGAUCAAAACAAGUCUGAUGCUGUCAAAUGAUAAAUUUAUUUCCAAAAACCGAUACCCACGUCUAUUCGCGCCAAGAACGAAAUUCAAACGACCGUCACGCGCAAUGGCGCCAUCUUCGAGCGACCUGCGGCGCCCCCUGUCCGAAGGGUUUUUUAAUACGAACACGCGUGGACAGAUAGCGUCACCGAUUAGCUGUGCACGUUUAAAAAAACAGCAAAGGACAACAAUAACGCGAUCCCUCGAGAGUGCGGUGAAAAAUCGGUGAAAUGGUGGAGUUGUGUCGCGGGUAUAUUUAGAAGCAGCACUUCGUGCCCCCCGAAGAACGUGGAAAUACUGCGGUUCGUUUCCAGCGUCGUUAAAUGUUCAUUAGCGGACUUUUCCCGACCUCUCCAUGGAUAAUCGUGACUUCGCAAUGAAUCCUUCGAAGAGUCCAUCCUUGAUCCUGUAUCGUCCUCUAACCGACCUGGCAAGUUGACUAAGGCUACCCAGACUUCUACCGAAGAAAGAGCAGGAAAAAUCUACUGAGACUGUAGACCAACGAUCGAUGAACCUUCGGUGCCGUGCUUCGCUAUAAGCUUGCUGCGGGUCCCGUCUCCUGAACAAGUAGAGAGGCAUUACCGUAAUCCAAGAGGAGAAAAGUGAACUCGAAGAUCCUCCUAGUUUACUUUACGUCCGAUCCGUAUCCUUAUACCUUGGCCAUAGAGGAAUUUAAUGGGUAGAGAAGAGGACUUUUGUCGAGGCUAUACCGUACUUCUGUAGCGAGGAGGAUUAUACUCGGAGGAAAUACUCGGAGGAUUAUACUUGGAGAGUGUACGAUGUUGGAAGGUGGACGUGCAGUGGUCUGGCUCCUUGUAUCAGCCCCACGAGCUGCACGCCACCCAAACGAUUCACGUACUAACCCAAUUGCACCUGUUUGAAACCCACCAGUUGCAGAGUCCUGCACCGUAACCCCAUGACGCAUUUAACACAUGGCCCGCCUGGAGAUUCCAAGCAUAGUGGUGCAUAAAGGCAGCAGGUCGCACAGCCGACCUGAGAGUCCCACGGUGGUGGUGGGAGGAGGAAUGCCCUCACUGCCGUCUUCCAGGCAAGGCUUCGUCAUAGGUGGCCCAAACGGUUCAUAUCAGAGCAGCUCAGAGUCGGAUAUGAUAGACGGGAAUGCCAACCCCAAUGUCGGCUCUUCAUCCUCGCUCCAUCGUACCUUGCCCUCCUGUCCAUCCGACAAGACCGACACAGAGAAUAAGAACUUUCGUAAUAGGGCGAAUACGAAGGUAAAGUUGCUGGUCAGGAGUCAUGCCAUGAGAGAGUCGACGUCUCCCCCGAGGGAGCCACACAACGGUUCGUCCUCUCCGCACAGUCCUCAGUCGGUGGACGGAGAGAGAAAGUUUACGGGUAACCUGUCCCCUAACUCCACCAACGCCAAGCUCAACAACAACGAGUCAAUGUUCAACAGUAAUCUGUGCCCGAAUCAGUCCCCAAAGCAAAUGCGCAACACGGCUACUUCACCUACCUGUCGAGCUCCGUCGCGAAAUGGUCAAUCUAGUCCUUCUCAAGUUCACUCACCAAAGAAUAACACAUCUCCAACGAACAGCAAUAAGUCAGAAUCCCAGCGUUCCAAGAUGACCGGUUCGAACGUGAUUCAGAAAUGCAAUAACUGCGUGAAGAACAAUCAAAACGACCGACCCUGCUUGCUACAGACGCCCGUGUCACCCUCGAAGUCGGGCCAGGCGUUGCAGCACUCGCCAAAGAGCAUAAACUUGGCCCAGAACGUUCAGAACAAUCAGAAGUUGGAGCAACGCAGACCGAACACGUUAAACAUCUGUAACAAUCAGUGCGGUACACAAUGCGGCAACACUUUGUCCGUGAGCAGACCGGGCUCACGGCACAAGCUGAGGCACCAGAACUCGUCCCAGGGUAGCUUCGACAGCGCCUCGCCGUGUCUGUCCAGAGACAGCAGCACAGAACUGUACACGGACAGCACCGGGAUAGAUCUGGAGCAUUUCAUCGCAGAAACCAUAAAUCGCAAUCAGAAGGACCGCACGGUGCUGUUGAAGAUCGAGAAAGAUCUAAUAGAAUUCGCGAAGGACAAACAGAAGGUCUGCCACAAGUUCCCGAACAUGUCCUCGUACAACAGGAUGCUGGUGCAUCGCGUGGCCGCUUAUUUCGGCAUGGAACACAACGUGGAUCAGUCCGGUUCAAGCGUGGUGGUGACCAGGACGAAGAACAUGCGGAUUCCAAACACUCGCUUCAAGGAGCACAUCAGGGACGAUCUGAUCCUCUCUGAGGAGCCGCGCAGAAGUAUUCUGAAAAGGGAUUCGAGCUCGUUCGAGGACAGCUUCAACUUCAAGUCACCCGAUAGAUUGUCUGGUGACUACUGUCGACAGAGUAAAAGUUUCGAAGAAAGAGAGGAGGAAUACGAACGCGCCAGGCGAAGGAUAUUCAAAGACAACAGUGGAGAUAGUGAAGUUCCUUCUUGGCCGUAUUGGUCGUCUUCGGAGAGCUCCGAUGCCUCUGCCAGAUACCGUUUGUUGCACCCUUCGGACCAUAUAAUGAGGCAAACCAAGCUGAUGAAAGGGGAGUCCUUCGACGGUAGGGAGUCUUGUCGAAGCGGUGUCUUGAGGCCAUCUGUUUCUAAGUCUUUCAGCUUCGGCGGUUAUACCAGGGGCAUGCUUUCCAGAGGGGACAGUGUCACAUCUACUCACAGCGCUGGCGCUCGUCUCAUGAAGCAAGACUCAGGUGCUAGCAUGUGUUCACGAUUAAGCCCCUCGAGCAGCGGCUACAAGUCGCAAAGCCAGCGUAGCGACGCCACGAUAUCUCCUUCGCCGUCGCCGUCGCCGGUGGCGAACAUGACGUGCAGUCAUACUCAAGUAUCUAGUCAGGAUCUCGCAUCGCCGGAAUCGAAUAAUCAGACAGUGAUGUGGGCGGUCACUAGUAUAUCCAGCGUGCCGCCCGGUAGCAUAAUCAUCAACCCGCAAACGAAUCAGCCAUACACGAAUCCGGACGGCUCGAUAUACCGUUUCGACCCGGAGAACCCGCCAAAGUUUUAUACCGCUGCUGUGUCGCCGCACGAAAAUGAUAGGAACGCCGUAUCACCCUGCAAGAAUACGGAGAACGCAUCCGAGCCAACCAAAAUGAACAACAACGUGAGGAACGAGGGCAACAGAAAGAGGUCGCAGUUGAAUAAGAACAACGGUGGUAACUCAACGACGGUCACUCACGUGACGAAUACUGCGACCUCGCCUAGCUUACCAUUUACACCACCACCGCAAUUGAAUCCGCCGCUUCAGCAUCAGCCGCAACAGCAGCAACACCAGCAGCAACACCAGCAGCAGCAGCAGCAACAACAACAACAACAGCAGCAACAGCAGCAACAACAACAGCAACAACAGCAGCAGCUGCAGCAACAGCAACAGCAGCAAGCACAGCAGCAGCAACAUCAGCCUCAGCAACAAACUCUAGUCAAAUCGUCAUCGACGAUGCAAUCUUGUAAUCAUAACCAAACGGCUCAACCGUACACCACAUACAUACCUACCUCAGAAUCGUACAACCAGGGUGUUUAUCCACCCCCCGUAGGACAGCAAACUGUGAUGAUGGCUCCUCAUCCGAACCAGGGUCAGCCGAAUGUACAGAAUAACGGCCAAGGGGAUGUAUUUAAUCAGAAUUCAGUUUACGCGAAUUAUGCAGUACCUGUGCAACAAGGACCAGUGUCGCAGACAACGGAAAUAACCGAGUUGUCUGGAUAUUUUAUGGGUAUGAGUAUCUAUGAUCAGCGCGUAUCCGGUGAUAAUCAUUCUACGCCGCCGCAUUCUUAUCCGCAACCGCAACCAUCGGCACACCAGGCGGUGCAGAGUGUACAGUCCAUGCCGCAGAACUACUGGCAGCCGCCUCCCAAUUCAGUUCCGCCGCAACAAACAAUGUAUUUCGUACCCCCGCCUGGUACAGCGCUUUCGGUCAGUCAGGGUCCAGGUGAUAGGCAACAGUUGCAUCAGCAACAGAGAUACACCACGAAUUAUUCUUUUAACGCGCAAACUAUGACGCCUCCGAGCCAAUCGAAUUCUAAUUAUGUGGGCAGCUAUCCAGUUCCUUACAAUUCGGUACCCGCCGUGACACCGACACCAGGAGAGUACAGUUAUCAGCCGCCGGUUCACAUGGUCCCCACGUAUUACCCGCAAGGACAAGCGGCGAUUCAACCACAACCCGUCAUGUACAGAGUACCUACGCCCCCGAAUACCCCGACUUCUAAUCAGAUGCCAGGAAUGCCAUUGAUGUACGUCAAUUCAGGCAAUUAUCCACCGCCAACGAUGGUGUCCAAUGGAACGUUCGGUCAUCAAGUCGGGCACAACGGCGCGUCCCCCGCGCCUCCUGGAACGUACAUGGCCCCCGCGCUGGUUCCCAAUCUCGUUAUCAGGCAGAAUGGUCCUGUUGUUGCCGGUGUUCGAGCUUCGACACCAGGCAAUUCUCAGAGGACCAGCAGGUCACCGACUCCAGCACAUGAGCUGUUCGGAAGUGGGAGCGGGGACAGAAGCGCACAACCCCAGCCACGCUACCCACUGCCAAUGUAUCAGGGUGUCCAUCUUGUGCAAGGGGAUAUGAGAUUGAUGCAUCCCGGAGUACCAGCUAAUCCGCGGCUGCAGUAUGCACCAGUACCAUCACCACCUGUUGUUCAAGGUUGUCCACGACCGUACCGCCCGCCUUCAUACUCGUCGAACACCUCAGGCGCUGGUACACCCACCUCGUUCGAUGGCAGAAAUCAGAAAAUUCGUAAACAGAGGUCCAAAGUAACAUCGUUGCCACCGACUGGCCCGCGGCCCAAUCUUUAUCAAACUCCUUCCAUGCCGUCGCUCUCGUCCAACGUACCGGAAGAUCUCAGAGGAGAAGUAAUGUUCUCGUCUUGCAGCGACCGUGAAGGUGACAAUCACUCGUCGAAACCAACUGGUACAAUAUUAGGUAGCUGGUCCAACCUGAGAAGAGAGAAAAAUGGGUGGGAAGGUGAGAGACGAAACGAGAGAAAAAAAAGAGAGAGACAGAGAAAAGAGAGAAUAAGGGCGAGACACAAGAUGAAAUAAACGUGAGAAAACAACGUCGCAGGAUUACGAGAAAAACGAACAAUUGGAACCGGAUGUCGGACCCGUGGUUCAGCGACGCAACACGACAAGAUUCGUAAUUAAUUCGCUAAUCCCGUAAUUAUUUAAUCAUCCACGGAGGAGAGGGUACGCGAACGCACAUCGCCGCCACCGAAAUAUAUAUGUAUAAAUAUAUAUUUAUAUAUAUACAUCUCGAGGAGAACGGAGAACGCGUUUUGCAGCAAAAACGGUUCAUCAAAAACAACAACAACAACAGAAAACCCUUUUGAUAAAAACGACCGAAUCCGAUGGAACAGUCGCCUGUAUAUCGAUUAAGGAAAUUCGAACUUAUCAUCAAGAUCCAAUUUGGGGAAUAUUAAAGGGUGGGUAGGGGCAGGGGGUGGGGGGCUGAAAGAAAUUCUAUACAAGUGUGCUCAUAGGA
This is a messenger RNA of Nomia melanderi (Alkali bee), 5542 nucleotides long. The record is from RefSeq and is a predicted model, not a curated record. Lineage: Eukaryota; Metazoa; Arthropoda; Insecta; Hymenoptera; Halictidae.